CCGGACGCGCAAAGGCGCGACAGAACCUGGCAUCCUUCGCUUGCGUCAGACACAACGAGCUGCUUCCACGCCGCGCCAGCCAAACGCGCCGCUGAGAGAUAAUGUGCGGGGCAGCUCCUCGCUAGCGGGUUAGCCCAGGCAGGCGGCAUGGCUCCGAAGCGGCGAGCGGGGUCAGGCGGCGUGUGGCUGCGGGCGGGAGCCUGCCUCUUGGCCUGGGCGGCCCUUUGCCAGGUCCGGGCGAGCGCUUGCCCCACACCGUGCGCCUGCAGCGGCACCACGGUAGACUGUCACGGGCUGGGGCUCCGCGCUAUUCCCAAGAACAUCCCGAGGAGCGCAGAGAGGCUGGAACUGAAUGGAAACAAUAUCACUCGGAUCAGUAAACAUGACUUUGCUGGGCUGAAGCAGCUGAGAGUUCUGCAGCUGAUGGAAAACCAGAUCAACGUGGUGGAACGAGGAGCGUUUGAUGACAUGAAAGAACUAGAGCGACUACGGCUAAAUAGGAACCAGCUACACACUAUGCCAGAGCUCAUUUUCCAGAAUAACCAAGCAUUGUCACGACUAGACCUGAGUGAGAACCUUCUUCAGGCUGUGCCCAGAAAGGCAUUCCGUGGAGCCACUGAUCUCAAGAAUUUGCAGCUGGACAAGAACCAUAUAAGUUGCAUUGAAGAAGGGGCCUUUCGUGCUCUCCGUGGGCUGGAAGUAUUGACUUUGAACAACAACAAUAUCAGCUCCAUCCCCAUCUCCAGCUUCAACCAUAUGCCCAAACUGCGUACUUUCCGCUUGCACUCCAAUCAGCUGAUCUGUGAUUGUCAUUUGGGUUGGCUUUCCCAGUGGCUCCGCCAGCGACCUACUAUUGGGCUCUUCACACAAUGUGCUGGUCCUCCAUCCCUCCGUGGUCUAAAUGUUGCAGAAAUCCAAAAGAAUGAAUUCAGCUGCUCAGGCCAAGAUGAUGCCACCAGAACUCAUAUCUGCAGUUUUUCAUCUGGGUCCUGUCCUGCCAUGUGUACUUGUAGCAAUGGCAUUGUAGAUUGUCGUGGCAAAGGUCUAACAGCCAUCCCUGCCAACUUACCAGAAACCAUGACAGAGAUACGUCUGGAACUCAAUGGCAUCAAGUCCAUCCCCCCUGGAGCCUUCUCAUCAUACAAGAAACUACGUAGGAUAGACCUCAGCAACAAUCAGAUUUCAGAAAUUGCACCUGAUGCCUUCCAAGGUCUUCGUUCACUCAACUCUCUAGUCUUAUAUGGGAACAAGAUCACAGAGUUGCCCAAAGGAGUAUUUGGGGGUCUCUAUGCACUACAACUACUGCUACUGAAUGCCAACAAGAUUAACUGCAUUCGAGCAGAUGCCUUUGCUGACCUGCAGAACCUCUCACUGCUCUCUCUUUAUGACAACAAGAUCCAGACCCUGGCCAAAGGCACUUUUGCCACCCUGCGUGCCAUCCAGACACUCCAUCUGGCCCAGAACCCCUUUAUUUGCGACUGCAACCUGAAGUGGCUGGCAGACUUCUUGCGUGCCAAUCCUAUUGAGACAAGUGGUGCUCGUUGUGCCAGUCCCCGACGUUUGGCCAACAAGCGCAUUGGACAGAUCAAGAGCAAGAAAUUCCGCUGUUCCCCCAAGGAACAAUACUUCAUUCCAGGUACGGAGAAUUAUCAUUUGAACAGUGAAUGCCAUAGUGAUGUGGUUUGCCCAGCCAAGUGUCGUUGUGAAGCCAAUGUGGUGGAGUGUUCCAAUCUGAGGCUGACAAAGAUCCCAGAGCGCCUCCCACAGGCUACUGCUGAAUUACGCCUGAAUAACAAUGAAAUCACGGUGGUGGAGGCAACAGGUAUCUUCAAGAAACUUCCACACUUAAAGAAAAUAAAUUUGAGCAACAACAAAGUCUCAGAGAUUGAAGAUGGGGCCUUUGAGGGGGCAUCUUCAGUGAGCGAGUUACAUUUUACUGCUAACCAGCUAGAGUCAGUGCGCAGCUCCAUGUUCCGGGGCUUGGAUGGGCUACGGACACUGAUGCUGAGGAACAAUCGCAUCAACUGUAUUCACAAUGACAGCUUCACUGGGCUGCGCAAUGUGCGCCUUCUCUCCUUAUAUGACAAUCAGAUCAGCAUUAUUUCACCAGGGGCUUUUGAUACAUUGCAGUCACUCUCUACUCUGAACCUACUGGCUAACCCCUUCAAUUGCAAUUGCCAUCUGGCCUGGCUGGGUGAUUGGCUUCGCAAGAGGAAGAUUGUGACUGGGAAUCCACGCUGCCACAAUCCAGAUUUUCUGCGCCAAAUCCCACUGCAGGAUGUUGCCUUCCCCGACUUCAGGUGUGAGGAAGGUCAGGAGGAGACCAUCUGUUUCCCACGUUCUCAGUGCCCCCAGGAGUGCACCUGCCUAGACACAGUAGUUCGCUGCAGCAAUAAGCACCUGAAAAGCCUUCCAAAAGGAAUACCCAAGAAUGUUACUGAGCUCUACUUGGAUGGCAACCAAUUCAUCCUUAUUCCAGGACAACUCUCCACCUUCCGUUACUUGCAGCUGGUAGACCUGAGCAACAAUAAGAUCAGCUUCCUCAGCAACAAUUCCUUCACCAAUAUGAGCCAACUGACCACUUUGAUCCUCAGCUACAAUGCACUGCAGUGUAUUCCCUCACUAGCCUUUGAAGGUCUGCAUUCACUACGGCUGCUGUCUCUUCAUGGAAAUGAUAUCUCCACGCUCCCUGAAGGUAUCUUUGCUGAUGUUACCUCCCUCUCUCAUCUAGCAAUUGGUGCCAACCCCCUGCAUUGUGAUUGCCACAUACGCUGGCUCUCAAGCUGGGUCAAAACUGGCUACAAAGAACCUGGCAUUGCCCGUUGUGCUGGUCCUGCGGAUAUGGAAGGCAAACUUCUGCUCACAACUCCAGCUAAGAAAUUUGAAUGCCAGGGGCCUCCCCUACCCACCAUCCAGGCCAAGUGUAACCCCUGUAUCUCCAAUCCCUGCCAAAACAGGGGCAGUUGUCAAAGAGAUCCUCUGGGCUCCUAUCACUGUGUCUGUCCCAGUGGUUAUAAGGGCAAACACUGUCACCUAUCUGUUGAUGGCUGCUCUGAGAGACCCUGUGAGAAUGGUGGGACCUGCUUGUCUCAAGAAGGAGAUGGAGCCAGCUUUAAAUGUACUUGUGUGGAUGGAUUUGAAGGUCCAAGAUGUAAUCUGAAGACAAAUAGUUGCAACAACAGUUGCAAGAAUGGGGGUACAUGUGUUAAUGGGUCCACUAACCACACAUGCUUGUGCCUACCCUUCUAUACAGGGACAUAUUGUGAGCAGUCGGUGGAUGUAUGUUCCCCUGAGCUCAGCCCCUGCCAGCAUAAUGCCAUAUGUAGAGUCUCUCUUGAUGGACCCAAGUGUGAAUGUAUGCCUGGCUAUGUGGGAGAUAAUUGCAGUGUGGACUACAAUGACUGCCUAGACCACCAAUGCCAGAACAAUGCCAAGUGUUUUGAUGAACCGAAUGGUUAUUCCUGCCUUUGUACUGGUGGUUUCAGUGGUCAGCUCUGUGAGAUCCCACCUCAUGGCUCCUUUCAGUCCAGUCCCUGUGAGAGAGUGGAGUGCCAGAAUGAUGCCAACUGUGUGGAGUUAGGCAAUCGUGCCUUAUGCCAGUGCCUUCCCGGCUUUGGAGGGCUCAAAUGCGAGAAGCUACUGAGUGUCAAUUUUGUGGAUAGGGAUACAUACCUACAAUUCACGGACUUACAGAAUUGGCCCACUGCCAAUAUUACUCUGCAGGUCUCCACAGCUGAAGAUAAUGGGAUUCUCUUGUAUAAUGGGGACACUGAUCACAUGGCGGUGGAGCUUUAUCAUGGCCAUGUGCGUGUCAGUUAUGAUCCAGGCAGUUACCCUAGCUCAGCUCUUUAUAGUGCAGAGACCAUCAAUGAUGGACAGUUCCAUACAGUGGAACUGGUAACAUUUGAGCGGAUGGUAAACCUAUCUAUCGAUGGAGGUGAUCCCAUGACCAUGGAUAGCUUUGGCAAGGCCCACACUCUGAAUUCUGAGGCUCCACUCUAUGUGGGGGGCAUGCCAGUGGAUGUGAAUUCUGCUGCCUUCCGAGUUUGGCAAAUCUUGAAUGGUUCCAGCUUCCACGGAUGUAUCCGCAAUUUAUAUAUCAACAAUGAAUUACAAGACUUUACUAAGACUCAGAUGAAACCAGGAGUUGUUCCUGGUUGUGAACCUUGCCGCAAGCUCUAUUGCAUGCAUGGCAUUUGCCAACCCAACACUGCUCAUGGACCAAUUUGUUACUGUGAGUCAGGCUGGACUGGGCCCCAUUGUGACCAGCCCAUUACCAACCCUUGCCAGGGACACAAGUGUGAACAUGGAAUCUGUAUGCCUCUUGAUGCACUUUCCUAUAGUUGCCAGUGCCAAGAUGGUUACAAAGGAGCCUUGUGCAACCAAGAAGUUGAACUACGUAACCCAUGCAAGAGCUUGGAGUGUGUUCAUGGUCAGUGCCAGAUCUCAGAUGCAGGAGAGGCCUAUUGUGAAUGCAACUCGGGAUUUGAUGGGGAUCUCUGUGAUCAAGAAUCAGAGUGUCGGGGAGAGGCUGUGCGAGAUUUCCAUCAAGUCCAGCGAGGUUAUGCCAUUUGCCAGACGACACGCCCAGUCUCCUGGAUGGAUUGCCAGGGAUCAUGCCCAGGACUAGGCUGCUGUGGAGGACUGCGUCUUAAGCGCAAGAAAUAUACCUUUGAGUGCAGUGAUGGCUCAUCCUUCGUGGAGGAAGUGGAAAAACCUAGCAAAUGUGGCUGUUCCCAUUGCAUGUAGUCUCCAGUGAGGGGCAGGCCAUAGCCAGAGACCUAGGGGUGAGACCUGCCCUAGCAGAAGCCUUGGGAACAGUCUGGAAUCUGAGCAGUUCCCUUAUUAUGGUCAUGGUGGUUAUUCAGGAAAGAAGAGACAAAGUUGUAGAUAAAAGCGGUUUGUUUGUUGUUGUUUUUGCUGGCAAAUCCAGCUGAACAGAUGUAUUUAUAUCCAGCACGGAUUCUACCUGGGGCCACUGAUUGGGCACACCAUGGAUUCUUAUUGAAGAUCUCUACAAUUGUUUUUGCUGCCCAAUGUAAUGUCCUAAGUACCAUGCCCAUCCAUGGGUCAUGCCUGGCCUCAGGAACCAGUCAUUUUGUAUCUUUUGUAUCUUAACUGGAAUCUCCUAGCUGCCCCAUGCCUUUUUUUCCUUCUGUUGGCCAGUUCUACUUUUUCUCUUAUCAAGUAGCUUCUCUUAUUCUCACUCUUAGUACCUGCUCAUGGUAACUUCAUCUUCUGUUUAUGGGGCUAAAUUGCAAGCAGUACAGUGACCAGGAGCAAAGGGAAUAUUAUUACAAGACUAGAAAAGAAAAGAAAAAUACUUAAGAAACUGAGGAAGGAAUUGUUGCUGCCUACAUCUUAAUGGUUAUAAGACACCGAGGAAUAAAAACAGCUUAGACAUGCAAUUGCAUUGUAGUCAUUACUUGAAAGCUGCCUUCAUUUAUUAAUAAUUAAAAAAAACAGAAUGACUGAAUCACUGGCAUUACUCUUGCUGUACUGUACUGUUGCAAUUUGAUGCUAACUUAUUCAGAAGUAAAACCUACUAAAUUUCAUAGAAUUUAAUUUCUAAAUAAGAUUGUGAUUACAAGAAGGCUAAAGAACCUGGGCUACAAUCUGCAGGUCUGCUGACAGGAAGGAAAAGGACUACAUCCAAUUCUUGUUGCAAAUUCUCCCAAUUGCCACAAUCAUUUCUUUGAGUUUUUACUCUUAUCAGUCUUCUAUACCAUAACAUUAUUUUUACUACAUAUCACUUGAUUAUUGUAACAAAUAAGUUUGCACUGAUGGAAGAUGUCAGUUCUACUGCUGUCACCUAUAGAAUAACCUUAUUCACACCAAUCAUUAUUCAUGGAAGAAAGAUGAACGGCAUGUAUCUCUUGCACUCAGCUUAUUGUAUUAUUUUUCAGCCCUGUAAUAGGAUGCAGCAGGCCUUCUCAUAAAAUAGAACACUUGUCCUUCUGUAAAUGAGAGAGGAAUGAGAUUGGGACUUUGCUACAUUCACUGGGAAUAAGAUAAGAGCGAGGAUUUAAAAUAAAAUAAGAUCCCUGCUUGAGAGAAGGCUUUUGUGGAGUACCUUAACUGCAGGAACAAUUUGCUCAAGGUUUCCUAUCAGUAAAUGAAUUCUGUUUGUACUACUUACAAUUAGUUGACACAUACAAGUAAUACUAGUAGCUUUAAAUUACGAAAACAAAGCAGAUUUUCUGCAUUACUAAAGACCCCAAUUUUACAAAAAUUGCCCCCCUCUCUCUCUUGCUCCUACACAUACACUGAUUAAACAAUACACUUGCAGUUUAUUUGCAUAAUUUAUUUUGCUGCUGGUUGGGAAAAGCAAGGAUAUCUAUUAGACAUCAUGGCUGCUAGUUCCAGAUUAUGUUGUGAUUAUUUUCUUUCAUGUUGUAGCUAACUUUAAGGGAUUCUAGAGCCAACAGCUUUCUAAGCUGAUUUGUUUCUUGGCACAUCGGUGGCCAAAAUGACAGUUGAACUUUUCUCCGUUCAUAUUGUUGAUGUAUCUAGAGGCGUAGUUUGCCACUGCUUUUAUUCUCACGAUGCCAGAAUCAAGAGAGUUGCUGCAACCUCGCUGGUGGUUACCUGGUCAUAAGGCAGAUGGCUUGGACUUUUAAAGCAGUCCCUAUUCACCUUAUCACAGUGCCAAUUUUCUGUUGCAUUAGCAUUUUGUACAAUUGUGUUCACCCCCAGUUCCCCAUAUCAUCCUGACCUUGCCAUUCAUGAUUGUUGACUCCUUUUUUAUCAUACUAUAUCCCACUUAUAUUGGAGCUAACCAGUAUAUCUGCGGGCUAUCUCACUGUUCGCCCUUGUGGGUGCAUCCUUGUCUUUCCAUGUAGGAAUUCUACUGAUAGAAAAUAUUUAUCCUUUUCCAGCUUUUGAAACCUCAUCAGAUAGCAGACAUAAAAAAUAACCCUGCUGAAUUGAGAAAUGCCCCCCUUUAAUGCAGCAUUUGUUUCUCAUGGGGGCCACCCAAAGGCAACUAGAUGCUUGGAAGUAGGAAAUGGAGAUACUGGAUGCACCCUUCAGGCCAUUGUUCCCUUGCAACAUAUAUCUUAAAGGCCUGCUCCUGGUGCCCUGGAAGUAACCUUGGGAUCUGACACUAAUUCCCCGAUACCUUUAUAGCAGUGAUGUUAAAUUCUUUUAAGUCACCUUGAAGGCUUAUUCAAAUAUUAAAUAAGCUCAUGGUAGGUAUUAUCCUGCAGCAGCCUCGCAAGAAUGCAGUUAUUAAGCAAUCACAGUCUGAUGCAAGUUUUGAGGCCUUAAACUCUACCAAUGUUCUUGUUUCCAAGACAACCUCAGCCAGGUGUCUGUUGUUUGAAACUUACCACUUUUUUUUUUUUUUUACAAAAGGUUCUGCUGGAAAGGUAACUCCUUGGCACUAGCUUGAGAGCAUGUGACACGUGCGAUCUCAAGGUAACCGUUUCUAAAA
Messenger RNA from Thamnophis sirtalis, 7435 nucleotides. RefSeq names its product slit guidance ligand 1 (gene SLIT1). Gene Ontology annotation, biological process: axon guidance; negative chemotaxis. Lineage: Eukaryota; Metazoa; Chordata; Lepidosauria; Squamata; Natricidae. Gene Ontology annotation, molecular function: calcium ion binding; heparin binding; Roundabout binding. The record is from RefSeq and is a predicted model, not a curated record.